Priceomyces carsonii is the source of this 1452-nucleotide messenger RNA. Its product is annotated as DNA primase subunit. The record is from RefSeq and is a predicted model, not a curated record. The transcript has a single exon. NCBI's taxonomy places the organism in Eukaryota, Fungi, Ascomycota, Pichiomycetes, Serinales, Debaryomycetaceae. Gene Ontology annotation, cellular component: alpha DNA polymerase:primase complex. Gene Ontology annotation, biological process: DNA replication, synthesis of primer. The coding region runs from base 1 to 1452 and encodes 483 amino acids.
AUGACAGUAGAGACUGAUAAGCUAAUUGAUAGUGAGAAGGCUAAUGAGCCAACUCUUCGUAGCUUUCAUGCCAAUCAAGAAGAACCAGAACUGAAGAAAGCAUACAAGCCAUCAUCUGCAGAUAUGAGAUUUUUUUAUGAAAGGUUGUUACCUUUCAGAUAUAUUUUCCAAUGGUUGAGUCACUCGCCGAAGGCUACGAAAGACUUCACUAUGAGAGAGUUUGCGUAUGAAUUCAGAUCUGGUGCGUAUCAGAGAUACAACUCAUUUUCUAGUCAACAAGAGUUUAAAAAGUCAGUUGUAGAUGCAAAUCCAACGCGUUUCGAAAUAGGUGCAGUUUAUUCAGUUAAUCCACGAGAAAGAAAAAAUCUCCCAAAGCAAGCACUUAAACCGUUGAGCAAAGAACUUGUCUUCGAUAUAGAUUUAACGGAUUACGAUGAUAUUAGAACUUGUUGUUCCGGAACUGACAUUUGUCAGAAAUGCUGGAAAUUUAUUCAAUGUGGAUCAAAAAUUAUUGAGUCUUCUUUGAGGGAAGAUUUUGGGUUCAGACAUAUCAUUUGGGUCUUUUCGGGAAGAAGAGGUGCUCAUUGUUGGGUAAGUGAUGCAAGAGCGAGACUGCUCGAUGAAUCAUCUAGAAGAGCAAUUGUUGAAUACCUCGAUGUUUUGGGUUCGAAACUGGUUAAAGCAGGAAGUAAAAAAUUGGGUAGUUUGAAGAAGCCAUUCCACCCACACAUAGAAAGAUCAUUCAACUUUUUAAAGAAAGAUUUUGCUACUGUUAUACUUGAGGAACAAGACCCUUGGAAAACGUCUGCAGGUGACAAAGAUAAUGACGAGUGGAAUAAUGUGGAGGAGCUACUUUCCUUCAUACCUGAGAAGGGCUUACAAAAUGAACUAAGAUCCAGGUGGAGGGCUGAUAUUACCAUUUCAAACCUGAAGUCAAAAUGGGAAGAUAUUAAUUUAGUUGCAAAGUCUGUCCUAAAAAAUCAGAAUCAAGUCAAUCAGUUGAAUGAAGCAAAAAAAGACAUAAUAAUAUUUUAUAUGUAUCCUCGAAUUGAUAUUGAAGUAUCGAGGCAAAUUAUACACUUGUUGAAGUCUCCAUUCUGCAUUCAUCCUGGCACAGGUAACAUUUGCGUGCCCUUUGAUCCUUCAAAAAAUCUUUCUAAUAAUCAUGACGACGAUGACUAUGGAUUUAAUCCAACUAAUGCGCCUAAUCUAAGACAAUUGCAAAAUGAGUUAGAUAUAUGGGAUGCCAAGAGCGUCAAUAGAGAAUCUAGCCAACCAAUAGACGAUAUUGAUGGUGACACAGCGUCAGGAAGUAGAGUUUCAGAUUUUGAAAAGACAAGUCUCAAGCCGUAUGUCGAGUAUUUUGCUUCUUUUGUGAAUGAGUUAUUGAAAGAGGAAUUGAAUGGAAUAUCAGUCAAACGUGAACGAGAAUCGGAUCCUCUAGAUUUUUAA